AUGGGCUGGCAGCGACGUGCCAGGGAAGGACCAGGGUCGCCUCUUUGUGCUGCCAGCUGCCCAAAUGCUACCUUAAACCAAACCAAGUUAAACUGUGCCAAAAGCUUUGUGACUGUCAGUGGAAGCCCAGCAGUGACCCGAACAAAAGUAAUUUUCAGGUGGUGGAAAGUCUCAGUUAGGAAUGAAUUUCAUUAAUCCAGACCUGGAGAAAUUAAAGAAUGUCAGGAGGAUUUUUUUGAUUAUUUAUGUCUUCAUAUUCAGAUUGCUAUAGUGUUUGGUGCCAAAGUUCUGGAUCAUGUCCUCAGUCUGUGCUGAGGUAACACUGACUUCCUGGAACAGCUUCCUGUCCCAUUGCUCCUGUACAUCAUUUCCUUUCUGGAGCUUGAAGAUAUUGCCAGGCUUUCUCCAGUUUCAUGCUGA
Molecule: messenger RNA, 420 nt
Organism: Chaetura pelagica (chimney swift)
Lineage: Eukaryota; Metazoa; Chordata; Aves; Apodiformes; Apodidae
Gene: FBXO36
Product: F-box protein 36
Exons: 5
Molecular function (GO): protein binding
Source: RefSeq, a predicted model, not a curated record